GAUAAAUAUAAAUAAUUCAUGUUAAGAAUUGUUAAUAAAUUGAGAAGUGGAUUUGCUAAGAUGACAGUAAGAGAAGCCAUAAAUAGUGCAAUGGGUUAAGAGAUUGAAAGAGAUUCAAAUGUGUUUUUGAUAGGUAUAUUAAUAAGGAAUAACAAUAAAUUAGGAGAGGAAGUGGGUUAAUUUUAAGGUGCUUAUAAAGUAUCUAAGGGUUUAUAUGAUCGUUUUGGAAAGAGUAGAAUUUGGGAUACACCAAUAACAGAGGCUGGAUUUACAGGUUUGAGUGUAGGAGCAGCAAUGUAAAAUUGACCUCAUUUUUUAUUAGGUAUGGACUUAAACCAAUAGUUGAAUUUAUGACAUUCAAUUUUGCAAUGUAAGCUAUUGAUCAUGUAAUCAAUUCAUCAGCCAAAUUAAAUUACAUGAGUGCUGGUGGUCUAAAUACAUCUAUAGUAUUUAGAGGAAUUAAUGGGUAUGAUUAUGAAUUUAUUAAUAUUUUAGUGCAGCAGCAUCAGUAGCAGCUUAACAUUCAUAAUGUUUUGCAGCAUGGUAUAGUUAAGUACCAGGAUUAAUUGUAUUAUCUCCAUAUGAUUGUGAUGAUGCUAGAGGUCUUUUAAAAGCAGCAGUCAGAAAUCCAAAUCCUGUUGUUUUUCUUGAAAACGAAAUUAUGUAUAAUGAAUCUUUUGAAGUCCCUGAAAAUGUUAUGGAUAAAGAUUAUUUGAUACCUAUUGGAAAAGCAAAAGUUAUGAGAGAAGGUAAAGAUGUCACUAUUGUAACAUUCUCAAAAAUGGUUAAGUAAAAUAAUCUAUUAAAUUUAGAUAUUCAAUGUUAGCUGCUGCAGAACUUGAAAGAGAAGGAAUUUCAUGUGAAGUUAUUAAUCUAAGAACCUUGAAACCUUUAGAUCGAAAUACUAUAAUUCAAAGUCUAUAAAAAACUCAUAGAGUUGUUACUGUAGAAGAAGGAUGGGGACAAUGUGGAAUUGGAGCAGAAAUAUGUGGUAUUAUUAAUGAAAGUAUUAUUCAUAUCAUAUUUCUAGCUAAUGCAUUUUUCCACUUAGAUGCACCUGUUGUUAGAGUUACAGGUGCAGAUAUACCAACACCUUAUGCAUUCAAUUUAGAAGAACUUAGUUUCCCUAAAACACAUAAUAUUGUAGAAGCAGUUAAGUUAGUAUUAAAAUGAUGAAGUCAUAUAUUUAUAUAGUAAAUAAUAAAGCCUCU
Paramecium sonneborni is the source of this 1211-nucleotide messenger RNA. The record is from the annotation of a GenBank genome assembly. Lineage: Eukaryota; Ciliophora; Oligohymenophorea; Peniculida; Parameciidae.